Xenopus laevis (African clawed frog) is the source of this 1376-nucleotide messenger RNA. RefSeq names its product mix-like endodermal regulator S homeolog (gene mixer.S). The coding region runs from base 75 to 1172 and encodes 365 amino acids. The transcript has 3 exons. The record is from RefSeq and is a predicted model, not a curated record. Gene Ontology annotation, molecular function: DNA-binding transcription factor activity, RNA polymerase II-specific; RNA polymerase II transcription regulatory region sequence-specific DNA binding; DNA binding. Gene Ontology annotation, cellular component: nucleus. Gene Ontology annotation, biological process: regulation of transcription by RNA polymerase II; regulation of DNA-templated transcription. NCBI's taxonomy places the organism in Eukaryota, Metazoa, Chordata, Amphibia, Anura, Pipidae.
GAUCUCAUUGAGUCAUUCAGCCAACUGAGCAGCACCGGUCACUUUGGGAGUCCAGGCAGCAACUAGCCAAUAGGAUGGACACAUUCAGCCAACAACUGGAGGACUUCUACCCUUCUUGUUUCUCUCAGUCCAGUCCAGGGGGGUUCACUGACCCACCAGCCCAGCACUUAACCAUAAACCUUGGUGCAAUUCAAAAGGAUUUCCAAGAGGCAGGCUUAAAGGCAAAUGUUCAAGCAGCCAGUGAUCCUCAACCACCAGGAUCCCAGAAGUCGACCCCUCAGUCAAAGCAAGAAAUGGUUUCUCCAGUAUCUUCAGCUGAUGUCACAAUGGGGUCACAGCGCCGGAAGAGAACAUUUUAUAGCCAGAACAAGUUGGAUGUUCUAGAACAGUUCUUCCAGACCAACAUGUACCCAGACAUUCACCACCGGGAAGAAUUGGCUAAACGGAUUUACAUCCCAGAGUCCAGAGUUCAGGUCUGGUUCCAGAACAGAAGAGCAAAGGAGCGCCGCGACAAGGCCAGAUUGAACCCCUCUCCAGCAGAAGGAGUGUGCUAUCCCAGUGUUCGACUACCCAACAGAAGAACGUACCCCUCCAACCCACCUCCAAAUGUGUCUGUUACCCAGCAACACUUGGUUUUGCCAAAACUACAGGGCCAACUGUUCAUGAAUUCCCAGCAGAAUCACUUCCAACCAACUCAGGAAUCCCACCUUUAUCCAGAAUCUACAUAUGCUGUUUCCCAGCAGAGGAUCCUGAUGCAGCAGGCUACCCGGAGUAGCUUCCAUGGUUUUUCAGCAUCUUAUAAACCUACAGACACUCGGCAGCACUUGUACAAAUACAUGAGCCCAAUGGGAGGCAUCCAGGAGAAAGUCAUGGAUCUCAGCAAGAAGCACAGUCAGAUGCCCUUUCAUCCCAGUCUUCUGAUGGACUUCAACUUCCCACCCAACAAGACCAUCACUCCAGAUAUGAAUGUUAGAAUCCCACCAAUUCCUGUCUCGGCAUCCUCAAACAACCACAGUCGGAUGAACGUCUUUGAUACCAAAGAGGCCUGCCCGGUGGUUCCCUUGCCAGAGGAUGUCUAUGAGGAAUUCUCUCCAGUCUCUGAUUCUGGUGUUAGUGAUGGCUCUGCUGUGUCUUUUACAGAUACUGAUGGUUCUGUUCUUGACAACUUGUAAGAGAAAGCAAAGAGUGGACAUCUCUAAACCCCAUCGUGUGUCAUUAGGUUUUGUCUUACCCAAAUGGAUUGAUGGACUUACCAAUAAGCCAAGCCUACGUCCUACUGAUAUCUCCUAGGGCCACCUAAAGUGCUUCAGAUUCUUCCCAUGGACACAAAGCAUCAGCCAUACUGGUUUCCCAUAGAUUUCCCAGUAGUGUAGCUA